Molecule: messenger RNA, 1577 nt
Organism: Fulmarus glacialis (Northern fulmar)
Lineage: Eukaryota; Metazoa; Chordata; Aves; Procellariiformes; Procellariidae
Gene: MSANTD4
Product: Myb/SANT-like DNA-binding domain containing 4 with coiled-coils
Exons: 2
Coding region: 168-1205 (345 amino acids)
Source: RefSeq, a predicted model, not a curated record
AAGCCUGACAAAUAGGAAAAUACUACAAAGUGAAGAGAAAAUUCACUUCACGAGAACUGAGCUCUGCUUUCAUUGGCUUUUAAAUUUUAUUUGUAUUAAUAACCGAUUAGUGUCAGAUCAUCUCUGUAGUCUACUGUGGUGAAAUUAUUAGGUUAAAGCUGGAAAAAAUGAAACAAUUAAAAAGAAAAAGAAAAAGCAAUUUUAGUGUUCAGGAAACUCAAACUCUCCUUAAGGAAAUCAGAAAAAGGAGAGAAGUACUCUUUUCAAAGCAACUUAAUACAACAAUUAAUGAGAUGAAACGGAAAGCUUGGGAGGAAAUAGCGGAGUGUGUAAAUGCUGUAGGUGAAGGAGAGCAAAGAACAGGGACAGAAGUGAAAAGGCGAUACCUUGACUGGAGAGCACUCAUGAAGAGAAAACGUCUGAAUGCAAACAUCAAAGUAGUAGGUGCUGGGUUUCACCUUCCUUCAUCCAAUUUAGAUGACUCUCUCAAUGAAGACAUGGAUGAGAAAAUGGGAUUUGCAAUUGAAUCUAGUUUUGAAUGGCAAAAUAUCACUGACUUCAGAGAAGCUGGUGGAUCUUUAACAGAAAUCAAAGUAGAAGAGGAAGAGGAGGAUCCGCAGAAUUUUGAAUUUCCUAUUGAGGAAGAAGAAGAAAUUUUGUCAUCAGUUUUGCCAGAUUCAAAAAAGGAAAAUGACCUUCCAGACUUCCCUCACAUUGAAGAAUUUGGAAAUCUAAGCUCUGCUCAAGCUAGGCUAGCCUAUGAAGAUUCUCACUUGCUUAUAAAUCUGGAGAAGCAGAAGGUGGAGCUGGAGAAGCAGCGACUAGAUAUUGAAGCUGAAAGGUUGCAAGUGGAGAAGGAGCGCCUGCAAAUUGAAAAAGAACGUUUGCGGCAUGUUGACUUGGAGCGUGAGAGACUUCAGAUUGAGAAGGAGCGACUUCAGAUUGAAUGGGAGAAACUCAGGCUAGAGACUCUGCAUGCUGAAAAACCUGCCCUGGAAAAUGACCUCACCCAAACAGAAAAACCUAUCAUGCAGCCUUUGGAUCUAGAAACUGAAAAGUUAAAACUUGAAAAAGAACGUUUGCAGUUAGAGAAAGAGAGGCUGCAGUUCCUAAAGUUCGAGUCAGAGAAGCUGCAGAUUGAGAAGGAACGCUUGCAAGUGGAGAAGGAGCGCCUUCGAAUUCAGAGAGAGGGUCACUUGCAGUGAACUUCUUGACUGAAGUGUCAACAUUAGUGUUUUGAUGUUUGUAAAAUAGAGGUAGUUCUUUUCUUAAUACUGAAACUGUCCUAGAGGCUUAACAUUUUUCUGUUCAGACUUGAAUGUUAAUGUUAAACUGAAAAAGGAAAAAAAAAAAAAGGAAAAAAAGAAUGGUGCUCAAUAUGUCAGUAUGCCUACAUAAAUGAGCUUAUGUGUGAAAUUGUUUUUCAGUGUAUCAGAACUAAGUGUUAUGUUCUCUUGUCUUCAGUAUUGUGUUGUAUUAGUUCGGUGUCCUCCUCUCAUAGACACACUGAGAAAAAUCAAGGCUGAACCUUGUACUUUUUUCACUGUACUAACAGUAAGGAAGGAUCAGAAUAAAUC